UCUCAUCAGGUUAUUAUGACUGAUUGACUUGUUAUCACUACGUAAUUUCAUUCAAUCGGCACUGGCAAUCUACUUGACUAGUACAACACUAGUUAAUUUCGUUCAAUCGACAUUUCUUUCAUUCGGUCAUUUUGUUUUGACAUCAUUCUGAGCCACAAUGUCGGCCCACAAGACCUUUAUUAUUAAGCGGAAAUUAGCUAAGAAACUAAAACAAAACAGACCUAUUCCCCAAUGGGUUAGAAUGCGCACGGGGAACACUAUUCGAUACAAUGCUAAGAGGCGUCACUGGAGGAGGACAAAGCUCAAGCUUUAAGUAACAAGUCCUAUGAUUAGAAUACAUUUCCUCUGAAAACUA
Galleria mellonella (greater wax moth) is the source of this 355-nucleotide messenger RNA. RefSeq names its product 60S ribosomal protein L39 (gene RpL39). The transcript has 3 exons. Gene Ontology annotation, molecular function: structural constituent of ribosome. Bases 158 to 313 code for a protein of 51 amino acids. Gene Ontology annotation, biological process: translation. The record is from RefSeq and is a predicted model, not a curated record. Gene Ontology annotation, cellular component: ribosome; cytosolic large ribosomal subunit. NCBI's taxonomy places the organism in Eukaryota, Metazoa, Arthropoda, Insecta, Lepidoptera, Pyralidae.